Spizellomyces punctatus DAOM BR117 is the source of this 833-nucleotide messenger RNA. RefSeq lists its product as uncharacterized. The record is from RefSeq and is a predicted model, not a curated record. Bases 175 to 639 code for a protein of 154 amino acids. Lineage: Eukaryota; Fungi; Chytridiomycota; Chytridiomycetes; Spizellomycetales; Spizellomycetaceae. The transcript is spliced from 2 exons.
UGACGAAUAGAUCGCCACAAGGCAUGAAGCAUAAAAGGACAGCCGCGAUCGGCGUUACAGCAACGGAACGCUUUUAGUAGCGCUGCGCAGAGUAGCACAAUCUUUUCUUUCUUUACUCGACAUUUCCCGUCCCAUCCCUAUUUCAAACCCCGCAGAUAAACACAGAGUCCCAGAAUGGAAAACACUACAGCAACCUCCAAAUCACCCAAGACCCCCCACGCCAGAGCCUUUGAAGAGUUUCGAUACGAAUGUGAAAAAUGCCAUGGACUCUUCACCAGCAAACAAGGCCGAGACAGGCAUCAAGCCACACAUGAAAACCACGACGCUGCCGAUUUAUUUGACUGUCCACUAUGUCAAAGGAAAUUUACUCGAAUCGGUGAGGUUCUCAUGCAUCUGGAAGGCAACCAGCGAAUCGCCUGUCCCAACCGAGAUCACCCAGAUCUGGAAAGAUUGAUUGGCACAUACAUUGCAAAACAACAACGACAUUACAAAUGGAGUCGAAAAACCUCGAAUGGACAAUCAGGCCCUCUACCUGUGGAUCGCAAUAUCCCAUCAUCAGCAAACACUCCACGUCCCGCAGGAUUCAAAAGCAAGUUGAUGAAAAGUAUUACAAAGCAAGUGCGCAAACAAAGACGAUAAUGCAAAGCAGGGACAAACAGGGGCGGGGUGGGCUGAGGUGUUUUCAAUUUUUUAUUUUGCAAGAGCAUAGAAGGUUUAGCACCGUGGAAAGGGAUUAUUUUUGAAAAGGACAUUGAUCAAUGUUGCAUUCGAGUAGAUACUUUUAUAUUUUUUCAUAAUCUUGAACAAUAUAUUGCAAGGCUUUUGUGUACCAA